This is a messenger RNA of Nicotiana tabacum (common tobacco), 849 nucleotides long. The record is from RefSeq and is a predicted model, not a curated record. NCBI's taxonomy places the organism in Eukaryota, Viridiplantae, Streptophyta, Magnoliopsida, Solanales, Solanaceae.
AUGGCUUCUUUAGUUCCAACUUUUUUCCUUUUAGCUGCAGCUCUAUCUUCGUUAACUUUUGCUUAUGCUGCUAAUAAUAAUAACAACAACAGCUGCCCUAAUUAUGAAUACAUUUUCCAAGUUGGCGAUUCACUUGCAGAUACUGGAAAUCGAUUCCGUAUAUCUAAUGUAAAAUCAUCUUACCGUGCAGACCAUUUUCCUUAUGGGGAAAAGUUCUUUGGAAAACCCACUGGCAGAUUCUCUAACAAGAUUAUAUUACUAUGUCUCUUAAGCUUCCCCUUCUCAACCCUUACAUGGUCAAAGAAGCUAAUUUUAGCCAUGGAUCAAGACCAUAGUAAAGGCAUUAGACAAGUGAUCAGAUACGGGGCAAAACGUAUAGUUGUUCCAGGGAAUUUUCCUCUGGGUUGCUUCCCCUACUACCUUACCAUGUUCUCAAGCUUGGAUUAUGAAGAUUAUGAUGAGUUUGGUUGUCUGAAAGCCUACAAUGAGUUAGCCAUGUAUCACAAUGAUUAUUUGGAGAGGGCUCUAUCUAUACUAAAACUUGAAUAUUCGAACGUUGCGAUUAAAUAUAUUGAUUAUUAUUCUGCUGUGAAAUCAAUUCUGGAACGCCCCAGCUAUUUUGGAUUCAAUAAGAAAUCCAUACUCAAAGCGUGCUGUGGAAUAGGAGGUCAAUAUAAUUAUGACGAUGAUAUUCUUGUGGAACAUCUAAAGUUCAAGCUUGUUCUGAUUCUGCAAAAUAUUUGCACUGGGAUGGUGUACAUCUUACAGAAAAAGCAUAUUAUUAUGUCGCAGAGCGCGUCAUCAAUGGCAUCUCAUCUAAAGAAUUUCAAUGUCUGCAGUAGAUUUUGA